Molecule: messenger RNA, 2118 nt
Organism: Drosophila nasuta
Lineage: Eukaryota; Metazoa; Arthropoda; Insecta; Diptera; Drosophilidae
Product: retinol dehydrogenase 12
Exons: 2
Coding region: 651-1826 (391 amino acids)
Source: RefSeq, a predicted model, not a curated record
CCCAGUGAAAUACCCUAGAGUUUUAAACAUUUUUGUUUGUUCUUCCAAAAAAGUGUUUAGCUAAAUACAAAACUGUAUCUUUACUUUUUGUGCACUUUGAAGUUCUUUGAAAUCCAAGUGGAAUAGCCAAAAGUUUUUGACUUCUGGCAAAAAUCCUUUAAACAGAAAAACUGAAAUGCGAAACUCUUGAAGUUUGUUCCCAUGGCUUGGGUUCAAAAACUUUUUUGUUCCAAGUCGCUUUAAGUGCGUUAAGAGCCGAAGAAGACACUGAGAGACUUGGAGAGAGAGAGAGAUGCGAAGAGAGGAGAAUGGGAAAUCGGCGGCAACAACAAUCAAAACAAAAACAGAAGAGCAAGAAGAAGAGAGAAUGCAAGUUAAAUUAUCCAAUGGCAGCGACGCCGGCAGCGAAGCGAGAAAGAAAAGCACGUUAAAGUGAAAGUCGAAAACAAAAUUCAAGAGAAGUAAAAAAAAGAAAAAGAAAUUAAAGCCAGCAGAGGCAGCAACAGCGGCCGCUUCGUAAAUGGGAAUGACAGGCAGGCUUGUCAAUGUGACUUUUUCCAUAUCCCCUAAAACGUCGCAUCAAGUAGAGUUAUCGACGAGAACAACAACAACACACAUCGUGUCACACAUUCAAACCGCGUUAAGUAGCUAUGUCGGAGGCUGUUACGCCCACGACGACGACGACGCCAACAGUUUUUGACCCAACCGCCGAGGCGGCCGAAAAGGCGCUCUGCUUCCGUGGCAUUUGGGCUUGGCUGGUGUUGAUCCUGCUCAUUGGACUCGCCGUCUUUGCAGUGAUGUGGCUGCUGCGCAAGUUCAUUCAAGGUCCCGUCUAUCGCAAAAAGAAUCGCAUCGAUGGCAAGGUGGUCAUCGUCACCGGCUGCAACACGGGCAUUGGCAAGGAGACGGUCCUCGAGCUGGCGCGGCGUGGUGCCAAGAUCUACAUGGCCUGUCGAGAUCCCGCACGCUGCGAGGCAGCUCGCAUUGAGAUCAUCGAUCGCACCCAGAACCAACAGCUCUUCAAUCGCAGCCUCGACUUGGGAUCGUUGGAGUCGGUGCGCAACUUCGUUGCUCGCUUCAAGGCGGAGGAGACCCGACUCGAUCUGCUGGUGAAUAAUGCCGGCAUUAUGGCCUGUCCACGCUCCCUAACUGCCGAUGGCUAUGAACAGCAGUUUGGCGUCAAUCAUCUUGGUCACUUUCUGCUCACGAAUCUCCUGCUCGAUCGCCUCAAGCAGGCGUCGCCCAGUCGCAUUGUGGUCGUUAGUUCGGCGGCCCAUUUGUUUGGUCGCAUCAAUCGUGAGGAUCUGAUGAGUGAACGCAAGUAUGGCAAAUUCUUCGGCGCCUACAGUCAGUCGAAGUUGGCCAACAUUCUCUUCACCCUGAAGUUGUCCAAACUGCUGCAAGGCAGCGGUGUCACCGUCAACUGUUGUCAUCCGGGCGUGGUGCGCACCGAACUAAAUCGGCAUUUCGUUGCACCCGGCUGGGUGAAGAGCUGCAUCCAAACGCUGGCACUGUACUUCAUGAAGUCACCGCAGGCAGGAGCACAGACUUCGUUGCGCCUGGCGCUCGAUCCCUCGCUGGAGGGUUCUUCGGGGGAUUAUUAUUCGGAUAGCAUGCGAUUCCCACUAGUGCCAUGGGCACGUAACAUGGAGACCGCCGACUGGUUGUGGCGGGAGAGUGAGAAACUUGUCGGUCUGCCGCCCAUUGAGCCACAAAAUGGCGGUGUGCAACAGAAUGGGAAUGGAACACGUCCUGUCGCAGGAGGAGCAGGAGGAGGAGGAGGUGAGAGCAUUGAGACCGUUGUAGUUGAUCGCACAAGCAGUUAAGAAGACUGCACAGCUCGCCAUCGCAGCCUUGUUAUAAGGCAUGGAGACGAAAGCUUUGCUUGGAACCAAACCAGUGGGAACUAGUUUUUUUUUUACAUCAAAGCGAUCGGUUAUCAAAAUUGUCUUUGUUCUUUAUUUUUUUGUUGUUGCUAUUAACUUGACGGCAGCAGCAGCAAAAGCUUUAUGAUUAUUAUAGCAAUUUAUUUAAAUGCAGCUAAUUCUCUUACAAAUUUUGUGUGCCUAGCUUUAAGUGGAGAACUCAAUUAAAAUACAAAGUGAAAAAAAAAGAUAA